Cucumis sativus (cucumber) is the source of this 1500-nucleotide messenger RNA. Its product is annotated as formin-like protein 20. The transcript is spliced from 2 exons. NCBI's taxonomy places the organism in Eukaryota, Viridiplantae, Streptophyta, Magnoliopsida, Cucurbitales, Cucurbitaceae. The record is from RefSeq and is a predicted model, not a curated record. The coding region runs from base 1 to 1500 and encodes 499 amino acids.
AUGGAGCCAAAUAGCGACCCACCACCAUUCUGGCCACCGUCGCCACCCAUCCACCGCCGUAGAUCCUACUCUCCGCCCUUCAUUUCUUUGCCGGUUUUGAUUAUUCUCUUACCCACGCUAGCUUUGAUUCUCUUGUUCUUUGCAAUCCGUCCGCUUCUUUCACUCAUCAAUCAAGUUUACAAACCCAGUUCUGUGAAGAAAAGCUGGGAUUCCUUCAAUGUUUUCCUUGUUCUCUUUGCGAUUAUCUGCGGCAUUUUCUCUAGACGAAACGACGACGUUCCGACUACCGCCGACGGAGAUACCCGUGGUUCUGAUCAAAUGACGGUUGUUGAUACUGGUGGAGUUAAGGUGAACGGAGACUCGGAGUCAUCGCAGCAGUGGUUCGGAUUUUCGGAGAGGAGAUUUUCCGAUCCGACGGGGAGAGCGCCGGUGACGACGAGAUUGAGGAGGAAUAGCUCUUAUCCAGAUCUGCGGCAGGAAUCGCUAUGGGGGAAUGGUGACGAUAGUAACAAUCAGUUCCGAUUCUUUGAUGAUUUUGAAAUAAACAAGUUUCGUUCGCGAUCCUUCGUGUAUCGAACGCGAGGAAAUGAAAGAGAAGAAUCUCCGGCGAUUCCGGUUGAUUCGUUUGUGGUGAAUUCCUCGCCGGCGCCUGAGAAGAUGAAGUCUCAGUCUCCCAAUCCUCCGCCUCCACCACCGCCGCCACUGCCGGUAACUCAGAGGAAACCGAGACGGACGUAUCAAAAUAUUCAGAAAAAGGAGGAAAUUCCUGAGAAUAAAGCCGAAUUCACGCCGCCGCCUCCACCGCCACUUCCGCCGCGAACAGUUAUCCCACCGUCGCCGGUUCGUGUUCGAUUGGAGGAGAAAUUUGGAAAGAGUGUACGGAAGAAGACGAAUGUUAAGAAAGAAAUAGCAAUGGCGUUGGCUUCACUAGUUCACUCCGAAUCUCCCCCACCGCCGCCUCCACCACCACCGCCUGUCCCAUCAUCAUCCCGUUCAACAAAGAAGAAAAUCCAGAUCCCGCGUCCACCUUCACCACCGCCACCUCCACCUCCACCAGCACAGCAGCGAAACUCCACCACUAAUCGCCGACCACCUCUACCAACGAGCGUCCGUAAUUCCUACAUCGAAAACCCCAGCAUUAACAGCCGAGAAAAGAGUCUCACACCAACUAUUCCACCGCCUCCGCCGCCUCCUCCUUCGUUCAAAACGACGACAGACGUGAAAUCCACAGUUGGAAGCGACACUGUCGGGUCACGAAGCUCCGAAACAUCUCGUUGCGGAUCUCCGGAUCCGGAAAACGUGAAUACGUCGGCCAGCGGUGGGGCCGGAGUGGGGUCGGUGUUCUGUCCCAGCCCGGACGUUAACGUAAAAGCUGCAAAUUUCAUCGCGAGGUUGAGAGGUGAAUGGAGGCUGGAGAAGAUGAAUUCGGUUAGAGAGAAAGAAAGACUGGGCCAAGGCCCAAAUUAUGAGAUAACGACGGGCCUUGGCCCAAAUGUUUAA